GCAAUGAUCGGCUGCUCAUUUGUUGUGCACAGAAAGUUCUUUGGAGAGAUUGGGCUUCUCGAUCCUGGGAUGGAUGUGUAUGGAGGGGAGAACAUAGAGCUCGGCAUCAAGGUGUGGUUGUGUGGCGGCAGCAUGGAGGUCCUGCCCUGCUCCAGGGUGGCUCACAUCGAGCGCAAGAAGAAACCCUACAACAACAACAUUGGGUUUUACACCAAACGCAACGCUCUGCGGGUGGCUGAGGUGUGGAUGGACGACUACAAAUGGCACGUCUACAUCGCGUGGAACCUGCCGCUGGAGAAUCCAGGUAUUGACAUUGGGGAUGUUUCCGAGAGAAAAGCGUUAAGGAAGAGCUUGAAGUGUAAAAAUUUCCAGUGGUACCUGGACCAUGUUUAUCCAGAAAUGAGAAGAUACAACAACACCAUCGCUUAUGGCGAGCUUCGAAACAACAAGGCAAAAGACGUUUGCCUUGACCAGGGCCCGCAGGAGAACCACACAGCAAUAUUGUACCCGUGCCAUGGCUGGGGACCGCAGCUUGCACGCUACACCAAGGAAGGAUUCCUUCAUCUUGGUGCCCUCGGGACCACAACUCUUCUACCCGAUACCCGUUGCCUGGUGGAUAAUGUGAAAAGCCGCUUCCCUCAGCUCCUCGAUUGUGAGAAGGUCAAGAGCAGCCUCCAUAAGCGCUGGAAUUUCAUACAGAACGGUGCCAUCCUGAACAAGGGAACGGGACGAUGCUUGGAAGUGGAGAACAGGGGAAUGGCCGGCAUCGAUCUGAUUCUUCGCAGCUGCACAGGACAAAGGUGGACAAUUAAAAAUUUCAUCAAGUAAAGGGUGGAAGAGUCAGAGCAGUUUGACUUAAAACACAUUUGACUUGGACUGAUCCGACUGGACUCCUUUGGAAAGGACGAAAUAUCGAAACAGAGCUUUAUUCAUGUUAUUAGGAGAGGACAUGGGGGAAAUGGGCAUUUGUGUCUUUUUAUUUUUAUUGUGUAUUAGUCUCCCACAGCUGAUUCCAACUGUGUGAAAUUGGGUCGGAACUGCUAUUUUCUUCUGGCAAGCACUCUGAAAGGUACCACUUAUUUCUGCUGGAGCGACUGUAAUAAGCUCAUGCAGUCUUGUGAGCGUUUUACUGACAGGGAAUUGUUGCUUUCCCAGGUGAUUCCAUGCUCUCCCAAAGGACCAAGUAGGUUUGCACCGUGAUCGGAGU
Cariama cristata (Red-legged seriema) is the source of this 1207-nucleotide messenger RNA. Its product is annotated as putative polypeptide N-acetylgalactosaminyltransferase-like protein 3. NCBI's taxonomy places the organism in Eukaryota, Metazoa, Chordata, Aves, Cariamiformes, Cariamidae. The record is from RefSeq and is a predicted model, not a curated record. The transcript has 6 exons. Gene Ontology annotation, cellular component: Golgi apparatus. The coding region runs from base 4 to 828 and encodes 274 amino acids.